This is a messenger RNA of Prorocentrum cordatum, 351 nucleotides long. The record is from the annotation of a GenBank genome assembly. Lineage: Eukaryota; Dinophyceae; Prorocentrales; Prorocentraceae.
AUGAAGUUCAAAGGCCUGUUUGCGAACAUGUGCAAGGCCAUCGGCAAGGGUGCACUGUCCCAGAGUUUGCCGCGGCCGAGCCAAAUGCCAUUCGAGCCGCACGAGAUCGCCACCUUCCUCGGGUACGUGCUGCGGAAGCGAGGCGAUCCAAAGCUACCCACCGAUCCGGACGGCCUGUACCAGACCGUCGAGGCAGCGUGCAACGCUGCGGACCUGGCGUUCGACGGGAAGUCAGCGAAGAUGGCGCCCCCUGUGAACCUGAAGCUUCUCUCGAAGGCCCUGAGGAAGAAGCCCAAGGCGGUGGACCCCAAUCAAAACAGGCCCCGGAACAGCAGGUGCUGCUUGAUGUGA